Messenger RNA from Conger conger (European conger), 7991 nucleotides. Its product is annotated as zinc finger and BTB domain-containing protein 5-like. Gene Ontology annotation, biological process: regulation of transcription by RNA polymerase II. Gene Ontology annotation, molecular function: DNA-binding transcription factor activity, RNA polymerase II-specific; RNA polymerase II cis-regulatory region sequence-specific DNA binding; protein binding. Lineage: Eukaryota; Metazoa; Chordata; Actinopteri; Anguilliformes; Congridae. The transcript is spliced from 2 exons. The record is from RefSeq and is a predicted model, not a curated record. The coding region runs from base 348 to 2417 and encodes 689 amino acids. Gene Ontology annotation, cellular component: nucleus.
AACUGUUUCGGACUCACAUAAGACGAGCGCUGUUUUCUGGCUUCCAUACAAUACGAUACACUUUGACUUCCGGGCGUAAGGAACAGCUAACCUGGCACGCCUGUAUGGGGACGUUGCUAGCUGGCUACCGAGACAUCAAGCGACCGGGGGCCGUCGAAGCGCAGAGGGAGGGGGGAUUCAUCUGCUAUUAGCCAGGUCGACGCGAGGGUGAAUUUGGCGCAGGCAUAUGUGUGCGAACUGUGCACAAACGUGCUUCAUUGUUACGGCAUGAGACAAGUUUUCUCGUUGGUCUUGAUAUGUAGCCGCUGCUUUCUCCGCCGUGUCCUGGUACCAACGGGAAUAAGGUCAUGGAUUUCCCAGGCCACUUUGACCAGGUCUUCCAGCAGCUGAACUACCAGCGGCUGCACGGCCAGCUGUGCGACUGCGUGAUCGUGGUGGGCAGCCGCCAUUUUAAGGCCCACCGCUCGGUGCUGGCGGCCUGCAGCACGCACUUCCGGGCGCUGUUCACGGUCGCCGAGGGCGACGGCAGCAUGAACAUGAUCCAGCUGGACAGCGAGGUGGUGACGGCGGAGGCCUUCGCCGCCCUGGUGGACAUGAUGUACACGUCCACGCUGAUGCUGGGCGAGAGCAACGUGAUGGACGUGCUGCUGGCCGCCUCACACCUGCACCUCAACGCCGUGGUGAAGGCCUGCAAGCACUACCUGACCACCCGCACCCUGCCCAUGUCCCCCCCGGGCCAGCGGACGCCCAGCCACCACCUGGAGCAGCAGCAGCAGCAGCAGCAGCAGCAGGCUAGCGCUGCCUCCGCCGCCGCCGCUAACUCCCGGCUGCAGCGCUCCUUCCUCCUGCAGCAGCUGGGCCUCAGCCUGGUCAGCUCAGCCCUGAGCGGGGCCGACGACGGGCCCGGGGACCGUGCCGGGGCCGGGGCCACGGUGGAGCAGCGCGCCUCCUUCCCCAUCCGCCGCUUCCACAAGCGCAAGCCCUGUCUGUCCCUGGCUGCCCCAGAGGAGCUCCCCCGGCAGAGGCCCCGGCCCUCCCCCUCCUCCAACCAGCCGCUGAGGGUCGGCGACGGCGAGUUCUCCCCCGACUCCCGAAAGACGGGCGAGGGGCCCAAGCUGGAGGGCGGCCCGCAGUACGGAGCCCGGGCCCCUCAAGAGGACGCCCAGAUGCCCACCCAGUCGGACAGCGGGCGGGGAGGGGGGGAGAAGGGCCCGGGAAUGGGCAAAGACGAGUACAUGGAUGGGCAGGCCAAGGUGGAGGGGGUCAGCGUUCAGAUUAAGGAGGGGGCUGAGGAUGAGGAGGAGGAGGUGCAGAUGCGGGUGGUGGUGAAGAGCGAGCCCCUGAGCUCCCCGGAGCCUCCCGACGAGACCAGCGACGUGACCUCUCAGGCGGAGGGCAGCGGAGGGCCGGGCGCCGAUAAGAUGGAGCUGAGCCCUGAGAGCAGCGACCGCAGCUUCUCCGACCCACAGUCCAGCUCAGACCGGGCGGGGGAGCUGCAGCUGGAGGGGAGCGUGGGAGGGGGCAGCGCUGACGGGGACCGGGGGGGCCUCACCUGCAGCAGCGACCUGGACCCCAAACAGACCUUCAGCAUCUCCAGCUUCCUCAGCGUCAAGGGCUUCAGCGACGACAGCGCCCCCAACACCACCACCGCCGAGGGCCCGCUGGACCGAGAGGCCGGGGGGUACCUGCUCAGCCCCGAGCCCAUGAACGGCACGGGAGGUCUCCUGCACCCAGGGGCCCACCACCCCAAUCCACACCUCCUGCAGGACGAGGUGCACCACUUUGGAGACGUCCAUGCCGACUCUCUCUUCCUGCGGCCAGCACAGGACGGGCUGGGGUACCCGCGGGACGGGCCGGACCAGUUGGGCCUGGACUUCCAGCGGUCCAGCCUGGGCCUGCACUCUCUGUCCCGCGCGUCCCGAGGGGGCGUGGCCAGCCUGGGCUUCCCUGGGUUCCGACGCAUCGCGCCCAAAGCCACGGGAGGCGGGUCGGCGUGCGUGGACGCUGCCCAGCCCCAGGACGCUUCUUCCUCUUCCUCCUCGGCCGCGGGGGGUGCCGUCCCGCUGAACGGGGCGCAGUUCGACGGCGGGGCGGGGUCCCGUGGGGUCCCCCCGCCUCCGCACACCCAGCUGACACGGGCCUCGGCCGACGUCCUGUCCAAGUGCAAGAAGGCGCUCUCCGAGCACAACGUCCUGGUGGUGGAGGGGGCGCGCAAGUACGCCUGCAAAAUCUGCUGCAAGACCUUCCUGACGCUGACGGACUGCAAGAAGCACAUCCGCGUGCACACGGGCGAGAAGCCCUACGCCUGCCUCAAGUGCGGCAAGCGCUUCAGCCAGUCCAGCCACCUGUACAAGCACUCCAAGACCACCUGCCUGCGCUGGCAGAACAACAACAACCUUCCCAGCUCCCUCCUCUGAUCCACCCGGCCGCCACCGGCCUCCUCACCACCAGGGGGCAGUGGGCCCCCCACCCCUACAUUAGCGAAAUGGGAUCAUGGGCCUCAAUGACAUUUUCUUUCUUCUGGUGCAGUGCUAAAUUUCUUCCUCUCCAGUUCACACUUAAGGACAUUAUCAGGAACAGCCAUACAUUUGGAAAAAUCUAGUGAAUUUAAACAUAAACUUUAUUUUUAUUUUUAAUUGCAAAUAACUGUAAUUAUAUAUUAGUUUUCUUGCAUCUGUUUUCAGUAGCUGUUUCAGUAGUAACUUGAAAACAGACCAGUUAGCUAAUAUACUGUAGCUAACUCGCUUGCAAGCUAAUCCAAGGCAGUUUUCGGCUGGAGAAAAAUUUUAUACAAAUGAUAUAAACUGAAGAAAGAAAAAGGGCCCUGGGCUUUGGUUAAAAAAAAAAAGAAUGAAAAAAAGACAAAUUGUUCUCAGUAAUUGUUCAUUUUAUAAAUUAAUAUGGCAGAUUUACAGUUACUGUAGUUUAGAACACAACACCAACAUACAUAAAUGCCAUUGAUCCACAAAUCAGUAAAAUUCUAAGAGGGUCCAGUGUGAAGCAUUCUGCUUCACACUGUGUGAAGCAUUGUGAAGCAUUCACAGCAUCCAAACAAAAAGGAUUUAUUGUCCCUCUCGGUGCACAGAAACAGCCUGCUGGUGCCGUACCUCUUUCUCAAAAACCACUCCAAACAAUUACAAUAUGGGUCAUAUUUGGUUUCAUCAUUUUUUUUGUUGGUUUGACAAAACUGCAACUGAACUGGAAUUGCAAAAGAAGAAGUGGUUUGUUUUGGAAGGAAAGAAGAUCUAUAUUUCACAAAAACAUGAAUCUUUUUUUUUUUUAACUGGUGUUUUUAUUUGACAGAAAACCCUCCUCUUGGAAAAGAGUCCAUGGAUCAGGAGUCCGGUGGGGAAUAGUUUUUGUGGCUCUUGGAUGUGCGUGGAAAUGCACUGGAACAGGGCAGAGUUUGACGGCUGUUUCGCUGUGGGACUGCCCGUCUGUUAACCUUCCUCCCUGAACAGUAGUGUGGACGAGUGAUGUGAGGGGGGAAAAUGUCGAUUUUUAAAUGCAUCAUUGAACUAAAGUUAAAAUAUUGCACAUUUCUUUUUGGUAUUUUUUCCUUCAGAAGGAAAUUAAUAACAUUAAUGGACUUGAAGUUACCUAACUGUUGUGUAUAUGCUUCCAGAUUUGUUUUUCUUUUGCAGCGUUUCUGAAUUGUGUUGUAAUCACUAGGCAGGGCGUUGUUUUUAUUACAAACAGGCACUGACUGGUCAGGGGUUAUGACUACUUUAGUGGAUUCCUUUAUUAGUGCCUUUUUGCAAUCUAUUGGUACAAUGAAGGUACCCUUGACACUGAGGAAACCAGAUAACAGUACCUCCAAAAUGAUUCACAGCCCCAAUAAAGAUAAACAAUAAAUACCAUGGAAGAAAUAAUACUGAGCUAUGUUUUAAUCCUCCAAUAUAUGGAAUAUACUGCACUUCAAUAAUGAUUUGAUGGUACAUUCUCAAAUUAUUCAAAUUUCAGUAUCACAAAUAUACAUUUCCCUGGUUUUUGUACUUUGCGCCUGUCCAUCCAUAAGGAUUGCAGUGUUUUAUGAGAUGGUAAACAUUUUAUGGUAAACCUUGGGGUGGAUAUUUGACCAAUCAAUACAUAAUCUUUCAAGUUGUUUGGGUCUGCGCUUGCGCUUGUUGACCGCCCUCUUCAACCACAAAUCCUUCAUAGGAUUCACGUCUGGAGGAUGUCAUUUUGUCGGGUAACCAUUUCAGAGUUGAUUUUUGAGGUGCGCUUGGGAUCAUUGUCGUGCUGAAACAUCUAUUUUGCAACCAAGUUUCCUGGCAGAGGAAAUUAGAUUAUUAUUAUCGGCCCACAAUAGAGGCUUUGUGAUCCCCCAAGAUGCCACCAAGGUUUGCAGGUCGCUAGCUAUUUUAGAUUCUUUGCCUUCCACAUCAUCUUCCAGGGGCGAGAUGUACAUACAUCCCCUACCAAGCAGGUUUACCCCUGUUACACUGGUUUUAUAACUUAAUUAUGGACCUAUUUGUGGAAUGUGGCAUCUUUAGUUUUUAUUUAUUUGUUUGUAAUAUGCUCCCGGCCUGCUUUUUUAUUUUUUUAUUUUUUUGGAUUAUUAUAAUUAUAAUUAUUAUUUUGUAAACAUCUGACAGUAUUAGUUUAAGGUUCCAGUAUAUUUUAAGGUUUGCAUUAUAACUCAUUUCCUGUUUAUAGAGCCUUUUUUGUUCAUUUUUAUCUAGGGUGUGAAAAGGUUCUGUACUGUAGCUUUUCAGCAAGCGUUGUCACCUAUUUUAAUUAUUUUCUUUACUGUUUAGUUGGAGCCAAAAAUAAUCCACACAUGCAGUAGGCUGUGAUUCGGUCUCUGCUUUUUAUCGAUGUAUGCACUGUAUAGCUUUGGGUUCUAUAGGAUGUAGUCUCUGCACUUAACAACACCCUAAUUCCUUUUCCUGUUUCCAUCCUUGGUGCAGUUGAUGAUCUCAUGGCUGUGAUGCUGUGGUGCAUAUAUCUCCCAGGUUGUCCCUGUCGCUCUGUUUAUUGGCACCUUCCCUUGACUUGAAUCUCAGCAUGGCCAGGUGCUGAAAAUGCCAAGCAAGCAAACUAGGUCUUGUAAAAUUUCUAAUAAGACCUUGUUUUGUCUAGACCACCACUGACUGGCAUCAGUGGGAAUAUAGCAUAAUGCAGGGUCAUUGAAUGGUGUACAAGGAGAAUUUCAUUUAAGACUAAUAAAAACCAGUAAUGUCAGCAGACCAAUGGUUACUAGCAUAUCACUGCCUUUAGUGCAAACAUUUAUGAAAUAUGACUGGUUUUUUAAAGAAAUAUAAUUUAAACAGAGUAGUGAAUGUGUUGCGAUACUGUAAUCAUUAGAAAUAAGCUACCUGUUUUAAAAAAUAUACUUCAAAGUGUCUUACCUUCCAGUAACUGAAACCUAUUAAUGUACGUACGAGUAUCUGCUGUUGUCAUUUACUGGCAUGAAAACCCCUUUUAAAUGUGUUGCAUCAAACAAACUGCCACACGUUUAAUAGUAGCUUUACUUAAUAGCACCUUUCAUACAUACAUUCAUACAAAGAUGUAUGUAAAAAAAAAUGUACAAAUCUGGCCCCAAAUGGUAAACUUGGAUCAUCCUUUUUUUAAAUAAAUAAAAUUUAAAUCAUGUCCUCAUUUCCUGUACUUGCUGUUCAGUUCAAUUGUCUGAUACCUGCACAUGCGGGGCCCUGUAGGUAAAUGAGGUGUUGAGUAUUUUGCAGUGUAUUGUAAAUUGUAAAUACACUUUUUCACAACAGUAUGUUUUCACUCUUUUGCAUUUUGGAAAGGGUCCAGCACUGCACAGCUGCUGAACAUGCAUCCUUGAACCUAAAAGCUUCAGAAGGGAAAUUAAGUUCUUAGGUGUUCUGCAUGCAAAUUCAAGCAAGAAAAUCAUUGCUAAGGCAAGGGUGAUCUUCGAGGUCCACUGCAGUUUUCACGAAGUGAAACAAAUGCACGCAGGUCGACCAUGCUAUGAUGUUAAACACAUAGCUAAGAGGCCGUUCAGAAGAUGCAUACAAGUUAUAACUAUUGUGUGGGGUUGCUUGUUUUUCUGUAAUUUAAUUAUUUGAAGAUCUGAUAUCAAGGCAUUAUUAGGAUUGACUUAAAGGUAUGGAAGGACAUAAACAUUAACUUUUUGAAAUGAGUGAGAUGAGAAAAGCAAAAGAUUUGGGGAUUUUUUUAAACCGCACAUUCAAGUAAAUUCAGUUCAAUAUAGAAACACUCAUUUCACAGAGAUCUGUCCGAUAGCAUGGCUAGUUAGUAUUUUCUAGUUCCACUUUACCAAAAUGUAACUCCAAUCUUAUUCUAAAAGGGCCGGCGUGGGUGCAGGUUUUUGUUUUAACCAGCAGUAACACACCUGAUUAUACUAAUGAACUAAUCGUGGUCUUCAAUCAAGACCUUGAUGAGUAGAAUCAGCCUUCUUAGUCCUGGGCUAAAAAAACAACCUGCACACACAGUGGCCCUUUCUGGAUAAGAUUGGACACCCCUGGUGUAACUGAUGAACAAUGAACACACCUGUUCUGGAUUGUUCUUAUUAUUUUCCCUCAAGUUCAGUGUCUUGUCCAUGCCUCUUGUUUAAUGCCACCUGUUAGCCUUUCUGUGUUAUCCUCAAUGACCUCCUUGUAAUUUUAGCAUUAACCAAGAUAUCACCUAUUCAUUUCAGAGCCGCAUUUCCCACUGUGACAGUGGUUACUGAGGUAGUGCAUUGUCUUGGUCAGAAGUGUUAGUCUGAGUCUCAGUUUGACGUUAUGUAACGGAAAAAAAAGAAUAAAAAGUUGAAAUGAACAGGCACCCUUGGUGAACCCAGGACUUGGGAUUGAAGACACAGUACCAGUGUUGUCCCAAGACCAGAUGACCAGUUGACCCUGGACCCCAUUCUCAUGGUGCUGUCUGCAGUGAUUAUAAUUUUUAUUUCAAGUGGUGUUAGUUAGGGCAAGGGCCUAUAAUGUGCAAGGCAUUGAUUCUCUUCUCACCUCUAUUAUUGUAUUCCAAUAUUGAUAUCAAUGUCUAUAGAUGCCAGGUCCAUUCAUUCAGUCUUGACAGAAAAUUAUCCGGGUAGAAAACCAGCUUUCUGACCUUCAAGAAUUCAUUAUUAUAUGCAAAAUGUAAAUGUCUGGUAGCUUUCACCUAAACUUAGUUAAACUUAGUAAAACACCCUGUGUCAAACAAUAUGGAUUCCACAAGUCAUUCUACUUGUCGCCUUUUAAAAUGAUGGUUUUGGUUUGAACCAAUGUAUGGAAAUUUGAAUCUAGUACAUCUGCUGUCCUCAUGUCAGUUGCAUUGACACGAUGUGCCAUUCAGCCAAUCAGCAGGCCAGCUGAGGGAGGUUGACUGCUCAGAUCUUAGGCGCACACCCUGAAAUGUGCCUGUCCUGAAGACUAAUGCUAACAUGCAGCAGCAGGCACCUGUGUCAAACCAAUCAAAGUGACUAUUGGUCACAAGGCAAGGAAGCCAAUUCCUUGUGGUGCCUGUUCCCCUUCAAAGUUGCUGCUUGCGGCCAAAACUACAAUUUUUAGCACAAUUUGGUCACCUUGGUGGCCAUUUUGAAGUGUAUUGUUGGAUGGAUUUAUAUAAGUGUACUGUGUAAACAUUUUGAUAGCAUAAUGGUGAAUUUGACAAUGUCACAUUAAAGAUGAAACAAGUAAAUGCCUUAUGACUUUGGCCUUUUUACGCCCAGGUUAUGAAAUGCCAAAUGUGAAGGAAUCAUGUGCCCUGCUUACACUUAGGGGCCUCAUUUACUAAGACCUUUAGCAGGUGCAAAACAUUUUAGCACACACAAAACUAGCACAUACAAUAAAUGGUGCAAAUCAAAUACCAGGUCAUGUCAUUGGUUUUUGCUUGUGCUAAAAGAUAAAAGGUGAUAAAGGUCUUCAUAAAUCAGGCCCUUAAUGUAGUGUGAGUAAUAGAAGAUUAAAUGUGUUCACUUUUUAGAAAAUAUGUGAACAAAUUUAAGUGAAAUAUUUAAAUGAUGUACCAUAUUUCAUUUUCAUGUAUAAAUUUGAAUAAAGAUGGAAAAAUCCAGA